Messenger RNA from Aphanomyces astaci, 2246 nucleotides. RefSeq lists its product as hypothetical. Lineage: Eukaryota; Oomycota; Saprolegniomycetes; Saprolegniales; Verrucalvaceae. Gene Ontology annotation, molecular function: transmembrane transporter activity; calcium ion binding. Gene Ontology annotation, cellular component: plasma membrane. Gene Ontology annotation, biological process: transmembrane transport. The record is from RefSeq and is a predicted model, not a curated record. The coding region runs from base 1 to 2166 and encodes 721 amino acids. The transcript is spliced from 4 exons.
AUGAGGGCGGUGCAAAAACCAGUGUAUUUGGUUCAACUCUAUGCGACCAAAGUCACUGACGAAAUCGCACACGGUGUGCACAGCCUUGUUCAAGCCAUGGCGUUGAACGAAACCACCAAGCUGGCAAUGUACAUGGAGCACCUCUUAGCGACAGUUCAAUCAACUCAAAUGCGUCUGUACAGAAGUCACAGCCCGACGCGUGCACAAGUGGAAGCCAACGUCCCGCUGCAUCUGUUUGUGUUUACGCUGCAGUCGUAUGUAGCUACGUUGAUCGAAUUUGAAGCGUUAUUCAACGGGAAGACUCGGCUUACGCGCGCCCGCGUGGUCAACUUUGUUCAAAAUGUGGUCGCUUCGUACAUAAACCCUGACAAUUAUUCGCGCGAGAAGCUCACGACGGCAGCCAAAGUGGCCAUGGCCAUCCUGAUUGCGUGCUUUCUGUCGGUGUUUACGUUUGGGUACUCUUCCACAACGGCGGGGGCUGUUGCGUAUGUGAUGGGCAAUCACAUUGGCGGGUCGUUCAGUGUGACCGCAAACCGAGUCGGGGGGGUCAUCACUGGCAGCAUAAUUCCAUCCAUCUGCCUCUUUUACAUUUGCUCGUUCGGGUGCGGCAGCAACAUCGUCGUGCUCGCAGUCACCAACAGUCUCUUGUUUGUGUGGGUGACGUUUUCCAUGUAUAUCAAGUGGAAGGGCGGGUUUGAGUCUUAUGCGGGUCUUAUCUCGGCGUUUACGGCGACCCAAGUACUGCUUAAAGGGUGCGACGGGUGCGAAAAGGGGUCGGUGGCACCGAUUUCGUCGUAUUCGAACCUGGCGCAGAUGAGUUUGGGGAUUGUGCUGUUUAUUAUCGUGGAAAUGGCCAUCUGCCCGCAAAGCGCCAUGGCUCUGCUGCGUGCCAACAUCCAAAAGCAAAUGAAGCUGUACCAGCAGUGCUUUCAAGUACUUGUGCAAGACACAUUGGCCCGAGACGGCGCCGUGGCCACCGAAGAUGAAGAUGACGAAGCUACAGCGUCGGAAAUCAAGGCGAUUGUCAAGAAGAAGCUCCCGGCGUUGCUGGUUGAACAAGCUGCAUUGCUCAAGGAAGCAGCGUUCGAGCCGUUGCUGUGGAAGCCGCCAUUUUCGACGCAAAAGUACGAAGCUGUGCUCGAUUGUUGCCAGCGACUGCUGAACAACACACUGGUGCUAUUCAAACUCACGCAAUGGUAUAAGCACCGCAUGAAUCUCCAGCAUCCAUCUGCAUCUCCAUCUUCUCGUCCCCCCAACACCCCCCCCACAAGUCGAUUUCCUACUAAAAUGGACGUCACAAAGGCACUGGUAAAUACAACAGUCCCAGAUAACGAAGUCUGGGGCUUCUCGACCGCCCAAGCCAGCCGAGCCAUUCACGAUACAUUCGACACGCUCCACGAUUUGUUUGGCGAGUCGUUUACGUACGCUGACGGGGACCAGACGGCGCUGUUUAUGCAGAUGAAGGAAGCGUUUCGGUUGGCAGACAAGGACUGCAGCGGUGAAAUCGAUGCCGACGAAGUCAAGUCGAUGCUCGAGAUGAUCUUUGCCCAGUCUGGCGCGGUCAAAGUCGACGCUAUUGACAGCUACGUGGCCGAGUUUAUGGAGAUUGUCGACAGCGACAAGAGCGGCAAAGUCAGUUUGGAAGAGUUUAUCGACGCCCUCGAGCACGGACUGCAGCUCCAAGUUGAAGUGUUUCAGCAUCGGUCCACUACCAAGAAAAAGUACACGUCCGUGAGCAAAACUACGGCGACAAUCGAGCCAGUAUUGGCCCCCAUCGCAGAGGACGAAGUGCCAGUAGCACCUCCCCCUUUGGCUAUAUUAGAGGAUGAUCAUAUGGCUGGGCCCCCCAUUGUCAUGUUGGAGGUGCCCCCCCUGCCUAGUAGCGAGGACGACGUCGAACCCACCCGAAAACUGUCGAGUUCGUCGGCCGUCAACGACGCCAGCCAGCUCACUCGAUCGCACGAUCUGCUCCUCAGCGUCGACUCGCUGGCAUUGGUGGAGGUUGUCCAGGACAUGCGGUCGCAAUAUGCCUCGUGGAUGCUGCAAGACCACCGGUACACCCGGCUGUCGGUGGAGGAGAUUCUCGUGCUCAACUGUCUGGUCAGUGGCGUCAGCGGGUUUGCCAGAAACUUGGCGCUACUCGAAGAAAUGUCCGUGCUGCAGUGAGGCGUGUACUCACACGAUGGAGGAGUUGGAUGUAGUCAUUUGGAGUCCACGAAUGUGUUAAUGGACUGUAUAACGUUACA